Messenger RNA from Seriola aureovittata, 9120 nucleotides. Its product is annotated as SH3 and multiple ankyrin repeat domains protein 1-like. NCBI's taxonomy places the organism in Eukaryota, Metazoa, Chordata, Actinopteri, Carangiformes, Carangidae. Gene Ontology annotation, molecular function: synaptic receptor adaptor activity; ionotropic glutamate receptor binding. Gene Ontology annotation, cellular component: postsynaptic membrane; dendritic spine; postsynaptic density. The transcript is spliced from 25 exons. The record is from RefSeq and is a predicted model, not a curated record. The coding region runs from base 114 to 7004 and encodes 2296 amino acids.
ACAAAGAUGGGGAGGAUGAGGAGGAGGAAGAGGAGCAAGGAAGCGAAAACAGAGAAGGUGAAGGUGGACGUGACACGGAAAAUGGAGGGUUAGAGGGUCUGGAGGAGAGGGAAAUGACGGGAGGACGGCAAUCCUGGGAAGGGAAAGGCGGCGAGGUGGUGAAACCAGCAGCCAUUGUGGUCGGUAGACAGAGAGCAGACCGGCCCCUGAGGCCGGGCAACCUGGGCAACCGGGGUGUUGCUUACAUGUCGAAUCAAGUCCUGCUUCAUCAUCAAGUAGCCAAUAAGCAGCAGCAUCAUUUCAUAGCAGCCAAUCAGCAGCCUCAUCACCUAGGCCUGAAUGUGCUGCAGAAGAGACGAGCUCUCAUGGAGCGCAGCAUGACCACAGUGGCUCCGCUGGAGGACACUUUCCUGACCAUGAUGGUGUUUCGCAUUGGAAUUCCUGACAUCAAACAAACAAGGUGUCUCCAGUUUGACCAGGACUGCACGGUGUGGAACGCUAAGCAGCAGAUCAUCUGCUCCCUCAGUGAGUCUUUGUGGGACGCCUACAACUACGGCCUCUUCCAGCCGGCUGGAGAUGGACGGGACGCCAAGUUCCUGGAGGAGGAGCGGGCCCUGCAAGACUACUCGCAGUCCUUUGAGAAAGGGGUGCCUUACCUGGAGUUUAGGUACAAAACCAGAGUUUAUAAACAGACAAAUCUGGAUGAAAAGGCUCUCGCAAAGCUCAGCACAAAGGCCAGUCUGAAGAAAUUCCUGGAUUACAUUCAGACUGGAGCAAUAGAGAAAAUGGCAAAAGUCCUUGAUAAAGGUCUUGAUCCAAAUUUUCAUGACCCUGACAGCGGAGAGACCCCACUCUCUGUGGCUGUGCAGUCCGGCCUGCCGGUGGAGGGCAUCAGGGUGCUGGUUCAGGGCGGCGCUCAUUUGGACUUCAGAAGCAGAGACGGCUUCACACCAGUGCACAAAGCUGUUAGAGCUCACAAUCACGCUGGGCUGCUGGCUCUCUUGUCCUUUGGUGCGUCUCCAGACUACAAAGACCGCUGUGGCCUGACCCCACUGUACCACACUGUACUGGCAGGGGGCGACACUUCCUGCUGCGAGACCUUGCUGUACUACAGAGCCAGGCUGGGGACAAGGGACGAGAAUGGCUGGGACGAGUCCCAUCAGGCUUGCCAGAAUGGCUUUGCCCAGCACUUGGAGCAUCUGCUGUUUUAUGGGGCAGACACCACUUCUCUAAAUGCCUCAGGGAACACUGCACUUCACAUUUCUGCCCUGUACAACAAGGAAAGCUGUGUCCGCGUUCUUCUGUACAGGGGAGCAAAUAGGGAGGCAAAGAACAAACAUGGUCAGACCCCUUUUCAGCUAGCUGUAAUGUCUGGUCACUUUGAACUCGGGGAAAUAAUCAAAAACCACAAAGAUUCCGACAUAGUGCCCUUUUUGGAAUCGCCAAAGUAUGUACCCAAGCGAAAAGAGAGCGCCCACACACUGCCUCUCCCCUCGCUCCAUUCCCACCCCCUACUGCGUGCUAACAGUGAUAACACCAUGACCCAGUCUGACCCUCUGGCCAUGCCCAUCAAGGCUGCAACCAAUCCCAACCCAGGACAGGGCCAGCGUAGGGCCUCCAUUGGCGUGAGAAGCUCCAGCAGCCCCAGAACUCGUACUCGCUCCCCAUCCAGAGGGAGGGGAGGGCAAAGUGACACGGAGGAGAGGCACCGGCAACCACGAGGCAGACAGGGUGCGACCUCAGCGGGCAGUGGGGGAGGUCAGAUGAAGCGUAUGUACAGUGCAGUACCAGGGCGGGUGUAUGUGGCCACUCGUGCCCACUCUGCUAGUGGGGACAGAGAGCUCUCACUCAACAAAGGGGACAAAGUCAAAGUAUUAAGUGUAGGAGAGGGGGGAUACUGGGAGGGAACGGUGAAAGGUCGCACCGGCUGGUUUCCUUCAGACUGUGUGGAAGAGGUCGCGGGUUUCAGCAAAGACAAUCGAUCAGAGACUCGCAGUGAGAAAGCCAAGAGGAAACUUUUCCGUAACGUCACUGUGGGAGCUUACGAUGGCACUGAUGGCCCCAGUGACUACAUCAUUAAGGAGAAGACAGUGCUCCUACAGAAGAAAGACAAUGAGGGCUUUGGCUUUGUGCUUAGGGGAGCCAAAGCUCAGACUCCCAUAGAGGAGUUCACUCCAACGCCAGCGUUCCCCGCGCUGCAGUACCUGGAGUCUGUCGAUGAGGGGGGCGUGGCGUGGAGGGCCGGCCUGAGGAUGGGGGAUUUCCUCAUCGAGGUGAACGGCCAGAAUGUGGUGAAGGUUGGCCACCGGCAGGUGGUCAACAUGAUCCGACAGGGCGGCAACAGUCUCAUGGUGAAAGUCGUCAUGGUUGCUCGAAACCCUGAACUGGAGGACACUGCUCGGAAGAGGGCCCCGCAGCAGACUAAAAGACUGACUCCUCCUGCCAUUGCCCUGCGCUCCAAGUCAAUGACAUCAGAGCUGGAAGACAUGGCUGCCUCUCCAUGGAAAAAGAAAGCAGAGUACGAGUCCUCUCAGGGUCCUGAUAAGAAGAGGACAGUCUAUCAGAUGGCACUAAAUAAACUGGAUGAAAUCUUGGCUGCUGCCCAGCACACUAUUACAUCAGACAACCAGGGCCAGAGAGGUCAUGGGGGCAAGAGGGACCGGAGCAAGAGCAUUGUUCCCAAUGUCUCCAAUGAGCAACCGUAUGAGCAGCAGUCUUCAGUGAGUAUGGCGCAGCAAGGACCCGGUUUUGGCUACAACCAAGCUCAUUUUCAACCAGGCCACGGUCCUCAGCAUGCAGUCAUGAUGCGUCAAAAAUCUAUUGGUGUAACAGAGGAGGAAAGGCAGUACCUCCACCCACCUGCUAUGAAGCUGGCUCGCAGCCUGUCAGUGCCGGGACCAGAAGAAAUCCCCCCACCCCCUAACACAUCCGCCCCAGAGCCGCCUUUAUCUGCAGGCCCUCAUCCUGUGAGAGGGCCUGCUAUGCCCAUACCCCCUGUAUCUCAAGCCCACUACCAGCUCCACUCCCAGCCAGGGCAUCCUACUCAAGCAGGCUGGGAGAGGGGAGGCCCUGGUGGGAUGAACCAGCAGGUCAUGGUCCCCACCCUCAGGAGACAAUCGGAAGGACUGUGUGUCAGAGAACCGGAGGCGCCCAGGAGAGGUGGUGGCAAAAUGGGAGGGUUAAGGAGAGGCUAUAGCAGUGCUACACCACCGACAAGUGCUAAACCUAAGGCCCAACAAGCACCACAACAUCACCCGCACAUCGCCAACCGGGAGCAAGGUGGAGGGGUCGGCAGGGGGGCAGCCAGGAGGGGUGGUCGAGGAGCUCUAAUGAAGCAGUCGAAAGUGGAAGAUGGGGUGCGGCAGCACAGAUCAAAGGGAGGUGCAGCCAAAGAGAAGAGCUCCAUCCCCAUCCCCACCAUCAUCGUCAAAGCGCCCUCCACCAGCAGCAGUGGCCGAAGCAGCCAGGGUAGCAGCAUGGAAGCUGAACCCACCCAGGAUGUAGACGACACCUCGGCAGAUACAACCACAGACAGCCCCAAUACCAGUCUACCUUCACCGCUCACCUCCUCACCACCUCAGCCUCCUACAUCCACUUCUUUGCCUUCAUCAACUGUUGCCCCUCCUGUCUCCUCGCAGCAAAACCUGGAAAACUUGGAUUACACUUCAACGUAUGGUUCGGCCUUUGGGGGAGGAGGAGCGCGCAGGGACAGAGAGCGUUUACGAGAUAUGAGAAGAAAGAGCGCUUCUUUCUUCCUCUCAUCUGAGGAGGACAUUCAAGGAGAGGCGGGAGGAGGAGGAGUAGUAGAGGGAGGAGGAGCACUUGGGACAAGAAUCCAGCCUUUGCAAGGUUCACAAAUGGAUGUACCUACGCCUCGACUCCGCCCCUCCAAGUCUAUAGAUGAGGGCAUGUUUUCUGGAGACAGCUACGUCAACUAUUCCAGCAGCAUGCCCCCAGCCUUCGGCCUACCUGAGUAUUCUUCCCCUAUCCUCAGUCAGGAUGGACAGCCCAAGUCGGCUCCCUCAAUGUACGGCACCCAGCCGGCUACUACCUUCAUCCAUCCGCUUACAGGGAAAGUUCUUGACCCUUCAUCCCCACUUGGCCUGGCCCUGGCAGCAAGAGAAAGGGCCUUAAAGGAUGACCGCAGGACGCGGCGAGAGGACAGACACUUUGGUCGGCAGCUGUCCACUGUGGGAGCGUUUCCCACCCCUGUUCAGACCCCGACUCCUUCCCUAUUUGCAACCCCUACACAAUCAGCCUACACUUCCCCGGUGUCGCUCCACCUAAGCUCCCCCACUGCCACCACCUCACCUGCAUCUCUUAGCCGGCCACAGUCACCAAGGAUAUUACGUUUGGGAGGAGGAGGUGGGGAGAGGGUGGAGAGGGAAAAAGAGGGAGGACCCAGAGAGGGUCUUAGAGUUCGCUUCUCAGAGGACAGGACCAGUCAAUACUCAACCCAGUAUUACCCACAGAGCCCCAGGGAGAGAGAAAGAGAAAAGGAGAUGUACGACAGCAGACCUGCUCCACCCAUACAGCCUCCUCCACCUCCGGCUCAACCUGCGCCGCGCAGACCUUCCUUUCUGCAGAUGGAAAGCACUACAAACACCAGCUACAUCCCUCAGUACACUGUCCCCACAGCCCCAGCACAGACACAUGAAGCUAUGGGAGAUGUAAGAGCAGGGGGUGGAGGUCUAGGACUGAUGGUUCUCCCUCCACCAGCUCCCUCAAUAGAUGCAGAUGACGAGUUUGUCUUUGCAGAUCCCUUGCCCCCUCCUUUACAGUUUGCUAAUGGUAAGAACGAGAGAGUCCAGGAGUUUCCUCAGCGGCAUCAACACCCGAGUCAACACUCUGCUGCUGUGGCUCCACCUCCCCCACCGCCUCUUCCAUCUGCCAAGCCCUCAAACGUUCCCCAACCCUCUCCACAGGGUGGCGACUCUGCUGCCUCCAGCCUUACCUCCUACGACAGCGAGGUGGCCAACCUCACACAAUCGGCUCUCUCUCCGUCUUAUCCUUCCCCACAGAUAUUUCCCCCUUCAUCCACCACCACCACCACCACCUCUGCUACUGCUGCUCUGCCUCCCACGUCACUACACAGACCCCAGCCCAUGUCCCAUUCUCAUCCCUAUUACAGCAGCUCUAAUGACUCCUCAGUAGGUGGUCACACCCCAGCCCAGGACAGAGGCACAGCCGCCCUCACCACCACCAUGACCUAUGCUACCACCACCAUGACAGCCACUGCUGCCGCUGCCACCACCACGACUUCACCGGCAUCCUCUGACUAUAGCAUGACCAUGGCCGGGCCCAGGGUGGGCCUCAGCAUGGGGGGAAAAGCUGCUGACCACACUCAUCACACUAAUAUUUUACCCAAGAGCGGAGACUGGCAAGAUGCUGUGGUGGAUUCUGGGAUUGAGGAGCUGGACAGUCACAGCAGUAGCGACCACCAUUUAGAAAUGCUUGGACUGAGUGGGCUGAGAGGAGAGAGGGGAGGGGUCGGAGGAGACGGGCGAGGAGGAGAGGGAGAGAGAGGCAGUGAACAUCAGGAUCCUUGUACAACCUACUCAGGUGGGCAAACAUUUGAGGUGCACAGUGCCAAACUGGCAAAUCCUGUGUUUCCAAAGAUGACUCAUUACAAGGAGGGGGGAGGGAGGGGCCAGUCUGUAGCACUACGUAGGCAGAACAGCACCAAUCCUGCUCCCUUGCAGUUGCAGAGACAAAGCAACCCAGAAGAUACCAGGUUGGAUGGAGUUCUAGUAGAUGAAAGGAAGCGUAAGCAGAGUCGAUCCAAAAUGGAGGAUGGCUUUAGCUCCGCCUUGGCUGCCUGCUUAGAGAGGCCUAUUGACACUCGGUCGGUGGGCUGGGGUGAGGUCGAGGAGCUUGAGCAAGGUGGAGGACUCCAGAGAGGUGGUAUGGUUUUGGAGAGCCGCAGGCUGCACUCGCCUCUUUCAGGUGUGAAGGCCAGCAUCAUCAAUGAACUCAGCUCCAAGCUGCAACAGAUGAGUAGCAUGAAGAGCAUGGACGACUGGAGCCACACUCCCAAGUCACCCACCAUGCAUAGGUAUUCAGCGGAUUUCACAGACGCAUUUCACAGCCCCCCCACCGGCCGCUCCACCUCGCCAUUACCCACAUCCUCCCCACAGCACCGUCAGAUCCUGACACCCAACCUGUCAGCCACCCCUUCUGUCUCCCCUUCCCCUCAAGUACCAGUUCAACGCAACUGGACCCGCUCCCCUUCCCCACAGAUGCCUUCCUCUCCGGUUCAUUCCCACCCUCCCCAUUCCCCAACCUACUGCCCAUACCCGACAUCACCGAAGCAUCGGUCUAAGUUCCGCAGGCAGACUUUUGAUUUCCAGUGCAGCCCCACAAAGGAGAUGCGAUCUUCAGUCUCUCGGCGCCGUGCUCCAAGCCCUCUUAUCUAUAACACAGAACAACCAAACCCCACCCCCCCAAGACCCUCCUCGCUCCCCAUACUUCCCAGCACACCAGUCUACAACAACCCUUUUGACUUCCCCGGGCCCCUCACUCCUCCUUCUCCUGGCCUCCCUCUAGGAGACACCUACAAGGCGUCAACACCUCCAUUAUUCUCCCCAUCUGGUGUGCCAAGUCCAAACCCCCUACUUGUCUCCCGCUCUCUCUCCCCCACCCAUUUUCUCUCUGGAGCCUCCUCCCCCAUGCAUUUGCCCCCCAGCCCGUCUUGCCUCAACUAUCCCCAUCUCACCCCUCCUCCACCAGCCAAACCCUUUGCCGUCAAGCCCCUGCCCUACUGGACCAAGUACGAUGUGGCGGACUGGCUGGCUUAUCUAAACCUGGGUGAACACAGAGAGCGUUUUAUAGACAAUGAGAUAGAUGGAUCGCAUCUGCCUUCGCUCACCAAGGACGACUUCUUGGACCUGGGAGUGACACGUGUGGGACACCGAAUGAACAUCGAGAGGGCGCUGAAGAAACUCACUGACAGGCGACUCUCCUCUCCUUUGCAUGUUACCACUUCUCCCCGAGACACAGACUGAGGGUGAAGGGGUGAUUCAAAUUGAAACAAAUUGACAAAGAUGAACAUUAACAGAAGAUGUGCAAGAGAAGAACAAUGGACAUCAUCAGGUUGCGUUGAAUUAAGACUAAGGGCUGGACAUGUGGGGGAAAGUGUUGUCUUACAAAUUUGCUUCACAUGUAGAGAAUAUUAUUGUGAAAUUUGUGGAAUGACUUCUGGUCAAGAAAGGGUACAAACAAAUAAGAAUAUCUUAUGACAGUGACGCUCUUCAACUGAAAAUACAAUUUAAAACUUUUGAUGGACAGGCAUUUAAUUAACGCACCGUUUUGUGCUGUAAAAGACAAACACAUAUACACACACACUCAUAUUCUCACACAUACUGACAGAUGGAUUCUCACACCAUCUGCUGCUCAGCAGCACUGAGAAAACUUCAGUCUGAGUUCAAAGAAAAGUUGAAAAGUUGCUGCUUAAAGGGUAAAACCCAGUAACGUGUUAGUGAUUGUGGCUGAAAACAGAAACAUUAGAGCCACAUCCCAACAUCAGUUUUGUAGCUUUAAGCAGAUCAGAGUAUCUAAUGGCUGUGAUUACUGGAGCCAAAGUCAGAAUACGAGAGAAAGAGUUUUGUUUGUAAAUGAUGAUAGAGGAAAAUGAUAGACAACAAUAGUAUUCUUUUUAUAUAUUUGCCAUAUUCCCCCAAAGGAUGCCCCGGUAAGCUUCGUAUGUAUGUACUUUGCGAGCACUAAAUAUAUCUUACAUGUUAAACGGGAUUCACUAUUAGUAGAACCAUUUGUUUUGUACUAAGUGCUGAUCGCAAUCAUUCAUUUCAAAACUGUCAGGGUAUUUAAAACUGUUGAAGUUGUGAAUAAUGAGGAUAUACAGACAUUGAGAAAAUAUUGUUGGGAAAUGACCUUUUCUUAUUUUCCUGAUUAUUCUUUAGAAAGGAGAGGAAAUUUUGAAGAGAAAUUGAAAAGAGUUUGCAUGUUAUUUCAAACUGCAAAUCUCUCUGAGACUUUAUUGGUGUUUAUGGCCAUAGCACAGGUCAAGGGAUGGAUCCAUCCUCUUUGAUGCCAUAAUGUUGACCGCUCUCUCUCUCACACACAGCAGGUGCAGUGAUCAAAAAGGGCUUUUUACUGCUUCUCUGUCUGCCUGACUUCCUCAACCUUCAGCCUCUGUGAGUCUGUGUGUCUGAUUUUGUGCGUGCGUGUUCGUCAGCCUGCGUUGGUGGCUAAAUGCUUUCCCUGACCUACACCUUUCUCUUUCUAAUGCCUUUUCCAAAACAUAUUUAUAACGGUCAGAAAACUUUUCUUUUUUUUUUCUUCUUUUUUUUUUUUUUCACCGGUUGACAAUCCCAAUGUUUUCCUGUUUCACACAUAAACCCUCAAAAAAGAAAUACUCUGACCCACUUUUCAAAAAGGUUUUUUCAGAAUGAAAACUAAUCGUAAAUACUGUAUAUGUUACAUAGAGGUGAACAUGAAUGCCCUGGGUUUUUUUUUAACAUGCCAGUUUAGCCAUUCCCUGCAGUGAAUUCAACUGUUAGGCAAAAACACAUCAUUUAUAGAUCUAUAUGUAAUGAUGAUGAUGACAAUGAUAACAUAAAAAUAUAGUAUAAUAAAGAUAAUAUUAUUAAGUAUGUAAACAUUUUUAAGAAUCUCCGUCUUCCAAAUAGUGUGGACAAAUUCUUUGAAGCUUUGUUUGGUUUGUGUUUCAUUUGGGGUUUUCUGUAAAUGCUUUCUAUACUGCUCGCCCUGUGGUGACCUCAGUGAAGCUGACACGUUAGUUAAUCUAUAUUUCUCUCUAUGUGAGUUUAAAAUUAUGACUCUGUAUUCUCAUGCUGAGUUGCCUAAAUGCUAUUUCAUGAUGGAUACUAUUCCUGAGAAGCGAAAGGACUGAGCAGUAGUGUAGAAAGCAUUACAUACUAUGAUUUAAAAGAGUAUUUUAGGUCUAGUGAAAUGCAUAAUGAAUAUGACUACAUACAGUAUGAGCAUAAGUAUGCAGAGAUAAAAGGUAUAUAUAUACAUAUAUAUAUAUAGUUAUAUAUAUAUAUAAAGUUUUGUUUUCAAUAAAAAAAAGUAUAUACUGAUAAACAAUAUGAUAGCGGUACAACUAAGGUGUUGAAAUAAAUGCUAAAAUAAACUAUG